GAUCAUUCCGUAUUUCAAUUGCCGUGGGUUUGUUGGGUUGCAUGAGUAUUGAGUUUUUCAUACUUAAGUCAUCUUUUGCUGCAUUAAAAAUAACAAAAUAACUGCCAAAGGCAAUAAUUUAAUAUCCUCUGUUUUGUAGUGUACACGUUGGCUCCGUUGUCGCUUCGUAACUUGAUCUGUGAUCCCAACUGCUGUAGUAAACCUCAACGAAAUUUCUAGUCACCGGCAAGUCUUAAAUGUUUUUAGUUCUUCCUUCAGUUAUUAUUGUUUCAAGGAAUAACGUUUUUACAAUUAAUGAUUGAUUUUUGUAGUGAUUCAUGUUCAAGUGACAUUUCAGUCAACUUAAUCUAAGCUCUUCAACGUAUUAUACUGAAAAAGUGUUUUGCAAACUAGGAUGACUUUGAUAGCGCGCUAGAAAAGUUCCAAAACGUAUGCAAGGAUAAUUUUAUCCCUUCUCAGACUACCCAUACUCAUUAUAUUCACACACAUGGAUGUCAGAUUCAAAUACCUUUUCGUGACAUUUCACUGCACGUUCGGUCAUUAGCGUAAAUCAGAAAUUUUGACAAUGAAUCAAAAACCUUGAGAACCUUAACUAAUAUGUGACGUUCAAGGCCUAAGUUUCUUAACUGCCAAUUGAAGUGCCGCGUAAGAUUGGAAGCGAAAGGGUUUGUCAUGAAAUCAUACAAGAUGAUGCACAAUCAUCCCUGUAGUAGUUCGUGGACGGUUUUUGACCUAUGGACCAGAAGAAUGUCGUCCGAAGAAAGAGAAAAAUUGAAGCCAGUCAUAUUGCAGUCUCAGUCAACAGGUAAAUUAGCAGAAAUGAUCAAAAAUAGGACUGUUAAGGUCACCGCUGCCAAUGUGAAGACUAUGAAAGCUAAACACAGCAGGUGGUGGAUAUGUUGCGACAGAAUGGUGAAGUGAGAGAAUAUUAUGAAAACAGAUAUGUGACAGAUAUCUGCUCCAGCACUCAUGAGCAGAUAUAGUUGUACAAUAAAUAUACAGAAGUUGCUGUAAGGUGCUGUACGUAUGAUGCUCUAAGGCGCGUACUUCCGUUAUUCAACAUGAUAACUCCAUUUGCACGAACACAACUGAGAAAUAUGAUGAACGUUUCGCGAUUGAAGUUGAAACAAACGUCAACAAUUAUUUUUUAGGAAUUAUCGAUAAAACUUUUGAACAUGUUUUUCCGAAUCAGCAUUAUUGAUGAUUUAAUAAACUUGUGUAUAAUUUUUAUUUUCCUCUUCAUACUUUCAUAGGGAGGUAUACCAGUAAUGUUAA
Molecule: messenger RNA, 1275 nt
Organism: Schistosoma mattheei
Lineage: Eukaryota; Metazoa; Platyhelminthes; Trematoda; Strigeidida; Schistosomatidae
Source: the annotation of a GenBank genome assembly